AAACCUAACAUACCGAUGUGACAAACAAGAAGUAAUAAGAGUAUUCGAGCAAGACAUUUUUCAUUCUAAUAGCUGUAUACACAGAUGCUGUACUUCGUGUUGAUCUUGUGCGUGUCAGGUAUUAAGUGCCAAUUCUUCGACUGUCACGAUGAGCCCACGUAUGAUCCAGACGAGGGGCCCCUCGUGGAUCUUCAGUUCACCUGGCUGGGAGCUAUGCAGUACAUCCACGUGAAAAACGGUACCCCUCAUUACUUCCGAGUUCCGCGCGUAGUCAUGAUAAGCCGUCAGUUCGUGCUGUCCAAUGCAGUAGAUGCAGCUCACGUACCAGAUGGUUAUGCAUUAGGGAACGUAGUUUUUGGGGACUAUGAGCGUGAUGAGGUUGAAUGUAAGCUGACCAUCGAGGAUCUGGCGUCAGGCUUGGUCUGUGAUCCGGCUGUGCUGCUCAUGCCUAUAGCUGAUGUGCUGCUGCAUCCUGAGUACAAGCACUUCGGUGUGAAGAGCAGCAUAGCGCUUUUGAAGUUGAUAACACCGAUAAAGUCCAAAUACAUGGUACCAGUAUGUUUGCCGUUCAAAAACUUCGUUGUCGGCAAAAAUGGGAAGCAGACAACUGAGAGAUUGUAUCAUAUAGACUUCGUUAGUGAUGUUCCUAGAGACUUCUUGGACGAAGAGAAAGAAAUAUCAAGAGUGAGUCUACUGCCAAGAGAACUCUGUUUCUUGUACGACAGUCCCACAAUGACUAACGUGUCCAGUGUAGGCAAAGACCGCAUCGCGUGCACGACGGGUUGCGGCUUCUAUUCCGGCUCACCGAUGAUGGUUCACGAGCACACCGGGCAUUGGUCUAUUGUGUCUUUAUCUCAAGGUGGGUCUCCUUGUCCGGACCCACUCCGCACUCGUCGUCCUCCGUCCCCUCCUCGCCAUACUCUGCUGUAUCCGUACGUGCCUUGGAUCACAGCCGCGAUCACCGGCCGAGCUGUUGGCGCUUUCGCUAAAGAUGAUCCAUUCGGCUACAUAAUGCCGCGCGCUUCCCUCUACGACGUGAUCGGUCACGGCUGGGUCGGUCACUGGUGGAUGGGGGGGCUGCGAUGCUACGACCGCGGGGACUCCGCUACGGACAUCUUCAGGUUUUAUCACGAAGUGUUCCAGGUUAAACCGACCACGCAAACUUAUCUUACUUAUUACUUGGAGAUAGAUAGCGCUCACGAUACUAUGGUGAUUUGCGUCAAAGUUGGCAUGCCUUAUCAAUUUGGAGCGCCCAAAGUUUGGCAGCUGGACACGCCUGAAGUUAAAGUUCGAGUGCCAUUAAUAACGUUCUCAAGCUUGUACAAAUUCGAAGUUGAAGCCUGGUCGUAUAACGCGACUGAAUCUAUUACCACUUCCUCGACCUCUUCCUCCAGCGAGGAGUAAGGGGGAGAGAUGUAUUAUUUAGGACAAAGAACUUAACCAUGAAUAUUUUUUUGAGUCAAUCAUAAAACAUAUUGACUUGGGGCUAAGUUUGGUAACACGAGAGUUAAUUAAAAGAUAUUUCACGACAACAAUAUACGUUUUUUUUAAUUCUACUUGUUUUACUGUUUUUUAUAUUUUGGAGACAAGUUUUGAAGUUGGCAGAGAAAAAGAGCAU
Molecule: messenger RNA, 1618 nt
Organism: Danaus plexippus (monarch butterfly)
Lineage: Eukaryota; Metazoa; Arthropoda; Insecta; Lepidoptera; Nymphalidae
Product: prostasin-like
Exons: 11
Coding region: 85-1404 (439 amino acids)
Biological process (GO): proteolysis
Molecular function (GO): serine-type endopeptidase activity
Source: RefSeq, a predicted model, not a curated record